GUGUUUCAAAAGUGGUGUUACGUUUUAUGAAUUUGGUUUCUUCAAUACAAAGACUGUCAGUUUUACACUAUUCAAUAUCUGAUAUAUAUUAAAUAAACUGUGAACGGGGCAUACAUACGUACAACAGCUAUUGAGUAAUACAUGAUAGCAUUUCAUUUGAAUUUGUUUUGUUAAAUAGUUUGCAAGUAAAGUGGGGGAAGGAUUGUUUGAGUAUUCUAUAAAUUUGUUUGUGUGAUUUAAAAUGAAAUCGUAUGAUUUCGGACCAGUUGUAGACGGAAAGACGGAAGGCAAUAGGGUCGUAAUGGAGUUUACUAAUGCUUCCAAGGCGGACGCUGCUAGCGAUGAUUCGUUUUCUGAAGGAAUCAGUAAUUUCUUAGAGAAAAAUAAGCAACAAAUAAAGACAGGGAGGAACAUUUUGAUUUUGGCUCUCUACCUUGCGUAUUAUGGCUACGCUAUGUACUGUAAUUUUGGAGACGAACCAUCAAUUCGACUCACAGUGUUUACUAUUUUCGGAAUAAUUUGCAUAAUUUGGAGAGUUAUCAACAAUUUGGAAUCUUUCUCGAGGGCAUGGAAAGCGUUUCGUCGACAACUGUAUAAUUUCUAUUCAGUUGGUAAACGACCAAAAAUUAUACGCUGGUCGUUGUAUUUCAUAUGGACCUGUUUGUUCAUCGCUUAUGUCGUUGUCAAUGUCGCCAUGAAGGAAGCCAAGAACCUGAUUCCCCUCGGUGGAAUUGCUGUUUACAUUCUACUCAUGGUGCUUCUUUCAAAUAACAGACGACGGAUUAACUGGCAUUGUGUUUUCUAUGGUACUAUUCUACAAUGCCUCUUGGGGCUAUUCGUUCUGAAAACUAAAGCAGGUACGACUACUCUGAUGUGGUUUUCAGAUCGUUUGGUGGAGUUUAUUGGACAUUCAGAUGUUGGCUCGUCUUUCGUGUUUGGGAAAGCAUAUACAAUGCACGAAUUUGCUAUGAGGGUUAUCCCAUCAAUUAUCGUGUUCGUUGCCGUGAUGAACGUGCUCAUCUACCUUGGAGCAAUACAAUUCAUUGUUACGCUGGCUGGGACUCCCAUGGCGUAUAUACUCGAUGUUUCUGCCCCCGAAGCAAUGAAUGCGUUUGCAAAUAUAUUUCUAGGAGGUGCGGAGUCAGGCGCGACUAUGCACGAGUAUCUACAAACAAUGCCACUAUCUAGUGUAUUUGCAAUAUGUGUAGGAGGCCUUGCCUCGUGCGCAGGUUCAAAUCUUAUACAAUAUAUGGCUUUCGGGGUUCCCAUAAAAUAUUUACUAGCGGCUUCAGCCAUGUCGGCACCUGCAGCAUUAGCUUGUGCUAAAAUUGUGUUCCCGGAUACAGAGGAAUAUGACAUUACUGAGAAAGCUCAUGAAGUGGCCCUUGUUUCGGCGACAAAUGGAAGUGUUUAUACUGUAUCAACUAUUGACGAAGAACAUAAAGAAAAUCAUUUUCCUGACACCAACGACGCUGGUCCUGGGGUUGUAAAGGAAGACAAAUCUUUUGAUAAGGAGGACGGAAAUACUUUUUCAAGAAAAAUGGAGGCAAUAACUGGUACUUACACAAAGCCGGGAAGUGUCGGAGAAGCUCUUGUAACGGGAACAGCACAGGGUGUUAAGUUAUCAGCAAGCAUUGUGGGUCUGCUGAUAGUUAGCCUUGCUGUCAUUCAAUUGCUCAACCAAACUGUCCAGUGGUUUGGCGACAGAGUGAACGUACACGUAACAAUGAACCUUAUUCUAUCCUACAUGUUUUAUCCAUUUGUAUUCCUCAUGGGCGUUGAUAGUGAAGAUUGUCUUAGAGCUGGCGAGUUUAUGGGACUACGUACGUUAUCAAGUCCUGUAAUUCCGUACAUAUAUCUGGGACGGGUGAUGGCAAAUAAAGAGGCUUUAAAUAAAUACACGGCCAUGUUUAAUCACACGUUAACAUACGAGAGAUCUGACGACAUUUUCUUACCAAACUGGAAUACAACAUUAGUUGGAGGAAUCUUCUCGGAAAGAUCAGAAAUCAUCGUGACGUAUGCUUUGUGUGGUUUUGCUUCGCUUCCAACAAUCGGAAUAACGUUUGGUCUAGUGACGGCAUUUAUCCCGAAAAGAUUACCGGAAAUAACAAGGCUUGGCUUUAGACUUCUUGUAGCUGGGACAGUUGCAAGCUAUCUUACCGCAUGUGUAGCAGGGUUAUUGUCGUAAAUAACAUGAUGUGAAGAGGAAAUUGCUCAAGUAUGCAGAAUGAAGGAAUUUGCAUAAAGUGUAGACAACAGAUCACUAAUGCUACACACACAUGAACAUCAUUCGUAUUCAUAAUAUAACCUACCUAUUUGUAAUUGACCUUUGAUAUAUUUUGUUAAAGUGACAUUAUGCUCGUUACUUCGUUUGUAAGUUGAAAUGAAUUAACUGAAUUUAAAAGUGAUGGAUAUUAUGAUGGCAAUUUACUA
This is a messenger RNA of Ruditapes philippinarum (Manila clam), 2433 nucleotides long. RefSeq names its product solute carrier family 28 member 3-like. The record is from RefSeq and is a predicted model, not a curated record. Gene Ontology annotation, molecular function: nucleoside:sodium symporter activity. Lineage: Eukaryota; Metazoa; Mollusca; Bivalvia; Venerida; Veneridae. Gene Ontology annotation, cellular component: membrane. The transcript has 11 exons. Gene Ontology annotation, biological process: nucleoside transmembrane transport. The coding region runs from base 242 to 2188 and encodes 648 amino acids.